AUGCCCCCCAUGACCCGACGCAGUCACUCCAAGUCACGUCAUGGGUGUUCGAAUUGCAAGCAAAGACGUGUUAAGUGCGAUGAAACUCGCCCGGCAUGUCUUAACUGUGUCAAACGCCAUAAAUCAUGCCGUUACGAGGCAGUGGCCGCUUUGGUCUGGAAAGAAGAAAAUGCGCCUCCCAAGCGCUCUCAUCCAGCAUCGCCAAAAAAUCAUAACGAUGACAUUUUCGCCAUGCUGGAGAGGAUUACAGCGUCGCGGAGUAUCCGAUCAGUCUCGCCUGUAGCGGAGACUGUGCUCGAUCUGGAGCUGAUGAUGCACUGGUGCAAUUCGACUCACAAAAUAUUCGCCCGCAACGAGACCACGGCAUGGAUCUGGCGACAGCUAGUUCCUCAAGAGGCUUUCGCGCACAAGUUUCUAUUAUGGGGCAUUCUAUCCUUAUCUGCCCUGGAUCUCGCACGAUCCAAGCCUGCCGAGCAACGAUCAAUGUAUCUGAAUGCUGCCGCCUUUUAUCAGACCCAAGCAUUAAGCCUCUUUCGACUAGCACUACAGGAAGUCAAUGCUUUGAAUGCUAAGGCUCUUUUCUCCUUUGCUGGCAUUGUUGCUAUUUACGGGUUUGGGUCUUGCGAGAGGUUGAAUAUGACCGAUCCCAUACAAGAUCUCUUGCAGGUGCUCAUGCUUGUCCGUGGUGUCAAUCAAGUUAUCGCUUGCGUUGCACCUACACUUUUUGACAGCGAAUUUGCGCCGCUUCUGCAAAUGGAAGACGCCUCUGAACCCCUGCCACCCGACGCGGAAGCUACGUUUACCCAUUUACACGUCUUGAAUGACUUGAUUCAAAAUGGAACAGAAAGCCAUACGGUUCAUCAGCAAGCCAUCCAAAGCUUGGAAAACAUGAUUGCUACUCUUCAUGGCGGGCGCACUACUGUGUUCUUCUUCAUUAUCUUCGGCGCCAUUGGUGUCUUGCUCCAUGGCCGAGGCCGGUUUUUCAAGCUGUCUGGGAUAUUUUGGAUGACAAAGGACGCGAUUCAUUGCGGUGGCCUAUGGGACAGAUCUUCCCUCCGGAUUCUCCAGAAGAAAAAUGAUCUUGAAUGA
Talaromyces atroroseus is the source of this 1089-nucleotide messenger RNA. RefSeq lists its product as hypothetical. The transcript has 3 exons. Gene Ontology annotation, molecular function: DNA-binding transcription activator activity, RNA polymerase II-specific; zinc ion binding. Gene Ontology annotation, biological process: regulation of transcription by RNA polymerase II. The record is from RefSeq and is a predicted model, not a curated record. Bases 1 to 1089 code for a protein of 362 amino acids. Lineage: Eukaryota; Fungi; Ascomycota; Eurotiomycetes; Eurotiales; Trichocomaceae.